Messenger RNA from Dothidotthia symphoricarpi CBS 119687, 786 nucleotides. RefSeq lists its product as uncharacterized. Bases 138 to 593 code for a protein of 151 amino acids. The record is from RefSeq and is a predicted model, not a curated record. NCBI's taxonomy places the organism in Eukaryota, Fungi, Ascomycota, Dothideomycetes, Pleosporales, Dothidotthiaceae. The transcript has 2 exons.
CCCGCUCAUGAAAUAUUCUGCGCAUAUCUGAGUCGAAUCCAGCAUCACGCGCGUCAUGCGCAGCCGAUACCACGCCAUGACCAACCUAAUACACGCUGCUGACGGAGAAGGGAGAGAUUGAGGGGCGGCACGAACGCAUGCUGCGCGAAGGCACAUGCUGCUGCGAGGAAGGCACAAAGACAACAGAUCAGCUAUGCAAUUGCAACUUCUUCAAAGUUGCGCCUGUGGUUGCUAGACGUCUGAGACGUAGGAGCAGCCUCGACAUGAUGUAUGCGUUCGGAUCACACGUGACAACUUCAGGCGCCGGCCUCGAGUCAUUGCUAUGGCACCUGCCGCCCCACGUAAACGAAGCGCGCGCGCUGAUAUCCUGCUCUCAGCUUCCCCUGCAAGACCAUAGCGUACGCGUGCAAGUCACCCAAUGCUACCAUGGAAGAAGAGGAUACCCACGAGUCUUACAUGUACAUGUCGCGUGUACUGCGUCGCUUGCCUUGGAUGGUAUGACCAUGGGCCGCGACUCGGCUUGGUAUAUGGAUGCGAAGAUCUCACACACUGCAAUCACGCCAUUGCGUUUAGUGAGGUCGCAUAGACUGUAGCUUCAUGUGCGAGGAGCGUUGCCACCUCAAGGGGUCCAUGAUAGUCGAGCAAGCUGAGAACUCGACGCGCGGGUAAGACACACGAUAACCACUAAGUCAUCUCGACCUUCAUCAACAAAACUCUCCAGGCCAUACCAUGACGUCAUAAUCCGCCGCGAUCGCGGCCCAGUCACCGCGUACCCCUUUGAAGGAA